This is a messenger RNA of Stegastes partitus (bicolor damselfish), 3298 nucleotides long. It is a transcript of the gene slc49a4, whose product is annotated as solute carrier family 49 member 4. The transcript is spliced from 9 exons. Gene Ontology annotation, biological process: transmembrane transport. Gene Ontology annotation, molecular function: transmembrane transporter activity. Gene Ontology annotation, cellular component: intracellular membrane-bounded organelle; membrane. Lineage: Eukaryota; Metazoa; Chordata; Actinopteri; Pomacentridae. Bases 146 to 1540 code for a protein of 464 amino acids. The record is from RefSeq and is a predicted model, not a curated record.
UGCGCAGUGAAGACAAAUAAUAGAAACAGAAGCUGACGGCUGUUUUUGUUUGUGUGGUCGGCAGAAGACACUCGCUAAUUCCCGCUUUGUUGAACAACCGCCCAAAACCGGAAUUCUAACAGAACCGACGACCGGACUAGCUACUAUGGGUGCCGGUUCGAGCACCGAGGCAGAGAGGGAGCCGCUCCUCGCCCCUUCGUACGCGGAGCCAAGCAGUCCGCCAGUAAACAGCAGAGUGUACGCGAGAAGAUGGCUGGUUCUGACCCUGUUCUCUCUGCUGGGACUAAUGCAGGGGAUGGUGUGGAACUUCUGGGGUCCUAUCCAGAACUCGGCCGCUCACGCUUACGGCUUCACCAAGUCCGACAUCGCGGUGUUGGUGCUGUGGGGCCCGGUGGGUUACGUCCCCUGGCUGCUGUUUAUGUGGUUAAUGGACAAAAAAGGUUUGCGGGCGUCCCUCCUGCUCUCUGCCUUCUUCAUGCUGCUCGGAUCGGCUCUACGAAGCAUCCCGCUGACAGACGAGCCUCUCAGGCGAUGGUUGAUACACGGAGGUCAGUUUCUAAACGGUUUAGCCGGCCCAACCAUAAUGAGUGCCGGUCCCUUCCUCUCCACCACUUGGUUUGCACCCGAUCAGCGAGCCACUGCGACGGCGGUGGCCUCGCUCUUCUCCUACCUGGGAGGCGCCACUUCCUUCGUAGUGGGACCUCUGGUAGUUCCAGCUCCCAAUGACACCCAAGCAGGAACCACGAUGGCAGCAGCAGUUCUCGACAGCUCCAUCCGAGACCGGAUCCAGCUCGUUAUGUAUGCAGAGUUGGCUGCAAUUGCGGUGCUUUUUUCAGCAAUCCUGCUGUAUUUUCCGUCACGCCCACCGAUGCCUCCCAGUGUGGCCGCUGCAAGCCAGAGACUGAGUUACAGGAGCAGCAUCUGCAGACUUCUCAGCAACCUGCGGUUCCUGAUGAUAGCGGUGGCCUAUGCAGUCCCCACAGGAGUGAUUGCCGGCUGGUCGGGAGUCCUCGACAUGGUGCUUACGCCAGCCAAAGUCAGCCAGGUGGAUGCAGGCUGGAUUGGUUUCUGGUCUACUGUCGGCGGUUGUGUGUUCGGAGUAGCAAUGGCCAGAUUCGCAGACUCUAUCCGCGGGAUGCUGAAGCUGAUUCUGGUGCUGAUGCUGGCAGGAGCUUCACUGGCUUCCACCUGGUUCACACUCACUUGUCUGAGCAGAGUUACCCACCUCCCCGCAACUGCAGCCAUCCUGUACACCUCCUGCAUCCUGGUCGGCAUUUUUAUUAACAGCAGUGUGCCGAUAUUCCUGGAGCUCUUCAUUGAGACUGUGUACCCGGUACCUGAAGGCAUCACCUGCGGAGUCGUCACUUUCCUGGGGAACCUGGUCUGCGGCCUGCUGCUCUUCUUCCUCACAUUUUACUGCACAGACGUGUCAUGGCUGAACUGGUGUCUGACCGGCUCGUGUCUCUUCAGCCUCGUCCUCAUCCUCUUCUUCAGGGAGUCCUACGACCGUCUCUACUUGGACGUCUUUGUCUCCGUGUGACGCCGCUGAGGACAAAAAAAAAAAAACAACUUGAUAAUAAAGGAUUGAAUUAAUUACUCUUGCACAAAGACGAGGAGAAAAGGGAGACGAAGGGCGAGUGGAAAGCCUGUGCUCUUUUAAGAUGUAAUAUUUUAGGAUGCGUGUGUAUAUAUAUAUAUAUAUAUAUAUAUACUGGUAACCCUGGUGAUGGAUAUGUUGUUUGUUGUAUGGCUGCCCUGAAGAACCCUGAAGUUCUACUUUAAUGUUUACUCUUUAUACGUGACCCACUCAAUGCCAUAUGACUUUUUGACACGUCAUUACCUCCAUUUAUUUGUCGUUUGUAUGUCAGCAAACUUUUGCGAACGGUUUGAUUUUCUUAACCAGGCACAGCAUGACGGACUGUUAUUUGUUGUAAUAUUUAAAGUUGUUCUCAGUGUCCAUUGUUUCCCCUCGCGCGAUCAUCUCAAAGCUCACAACCUGGACGUCAGGCUGACUCCAGAUUGGUGAGGCUCCCAACAGAGGAGUAACGGGCAAAAACGGGACAGCCCCGCCAGCCAAUCGGCAAGCCUGGCCGGGCCAAGUCGGGGAAGAACGAGGGACCUCGGCGUGUUUUAGUGCUGCUCCAAACUGCAGGCUGUGACUCACUGGGGAAGCUUAACCGGCCCGACACUGUUAAGCGACCUGUGAUAUUGCCUGUCAUUGAGAGGGAGGCACUUACGGUGUUUUAUCGCCCUCUCAAGAUGAAUAUUAUGCAAAUAUUAUCUACCAGAUUGAUGAUUGGAUGCCAGCCACAGGCACGGACUGGAUACACCUGCGCUUUUUUUUUGUUUUUUUUCUACCAAUGAGCUGUUCAUGUGGAAGAAGAAGCUGAGUCAUUCGAGGAUGUUUAAUUUCACAAGUUGCUCAGCCUAUUUAUGGCUAAUUAUGUCAAUUUCUGAGAGAUUUGCUAUUUAAUCUAACGUUAAUUUGUUUCGUACUGUUUUUAAUCGUUUGUUUUCCUCAGACGUCUGCCAGUGUUUUUCUGGAAAUGUCUCAACACUAACACAGACAACAACCAGUUUCCCCCAAGAAGCAGGAUGUUUGGUGACAAUUUCAACCACAGCUGAGAUGCACUGAGAUGAGGGAGAUCGUUUUAUAAUGCAGACUCGAGGAUUACUUCCAAUUGCCAAGCUGCUCCUCCUCCAAAGCGCCAGCAGGUGUCUUUGAGCCAACUGAGAGUCUACUAACAAAGAAAACCUUAAGGGAAAAAAAAAGAAAGAAAAGGAGACAUUUUCAUGGAUUCUUUGACUGACAAAACUGGAGCUGUGACAAAAGCCGGCUUCAUAACCUUAAAGAAACGCAUCACUGCAAAUGAAAAAGAUCUGUCACAAAGUUUUUCGUUCAUCUUUGUGUCUUUGUCCCACACAGUAGCUAUAUGAAGCGUUUUGAUGUGUUUCCUCUGGAGUUCAAGGAGGCUCUGUAAUGUUUCCUGGUGCUCGUCUUUUUUUCUUCUUUUUUUUACUGUUCUUGUACAAAAAAAAAAGGUGGUCUUUUACCUUUGGACGUGUUGCCUUAAUUGCCCAGUGCAGUGCGUUCAGCCUCCCUCUCCUCCACACUGUGACUAUUUUAUCAGUAGAUUUUUUGUAAAAAGGUCAUGUUCUUCUGUUCUGUGGCACACACUCUGGUCACACUGCGGUGUCCCAGGUUUCGGUUUUAAAUGUUCUUGUUCUGUGGAAAAGAACAAACAUGGUUGUCAGAUAUUUCCAGCACCUUAUUAAAAUGAACAUUUUACAAAUAAAA